AGUUCCGGGUUUCCCGGCGACACUAGCUGGCAUCGGUUCGGUCUCCUUCUUGUUUGAUAGCCGGUGGAGAAGAGAGCGAGCGACGGUCCAUGGCUGCGGCAGAGUCCGACAGUAGCCAGAGGCAGAUUGAUGAGAUCGAAGCACUUUCGUCUAUAUAUGGCGAAGAGUGGUGUGUUAUUGAUGAAGCUGCGAGAAUAUUUUGUAUUAAGAUUAGUGAUAAUUUAGAAAAACCCAAAUGGACACUCUGCUUACAGGUGAUUCUGCCUUCUGAAUAUCCAGAUACAGCUCCUCCCAUUUAUCAGCUGAAUGCUCCAUGGCUUUCAGGACAAGAUCGUGUGGAAUUAGCAAACAGCCUCGAGGAAAUAUAUGUACAGAACAUUGGUGAAAGCAUUCUUUAUUUGUGGGUGGAGAAAAUUCGGGAAAUUCUAGUAGAAAAAUCUCAGCUAUCAGAAUCAGGUCCAGACAUAAAUAAGACAACUGAAGAAGAAGAUGUUGACUGUGAAGAUAAUUAUCUUAUUGAUUAUCAGUCAAAAAAUACAAUUGAAGCCCUGGAUUUUGUUAUCACUGAAAGCCAAUCAGAUGUAGAAGAACUACCACCAAUCAAGCAUGGAGUUCCAAUCACUGACCGAAGAAGCACUUUUCAAGCACAUUUAGCUCCUGUAGUUUUCCUUAAGCAGGUAAAAAUGGUUCUUGCCAAAUUAUAUGAAAAUAAGAAAAUAGCCAAUGCCACCCACAAUAUCUACGCGUACAGAAUAUAUUGUGAAGAUAGGCAGACUUUCUUGCAGGACUCUGAAGAUGAUGGGGAAACAGCAGCAGGUGGACGUCUCCUUCACCUUAUGCAGAUUUUGAAUGUACGGAAUGUUUUGGUGGUGGUAUCACGCUGGUAUGGUGGCAUUUUACUUGGACCAGAUCGCUUUAAACACAUCAACAACUGUGCCAGAAACAUACUAGUGGAAGAGAACUAUACAAGCUCACCAGAGGAAUCAUCCAAGCAGCUGGGAAAGAACAAAAGAGUAAGAAAAGACAAGAAGAAAAGUGAACAUUAUACUUGAAAAUUUAGCUUUUAGAUACUUUUGUUCUGAUUAUAUAAUUAAUCAUCCAGGAAUACUUUCUAUAGAGAAGAUCCUUGAAAGACAUGCUUUGUGACUACUCAAUCCAGGAUUUUAAGGAAACGUGACAUGGAUGCCAGCCAGGGUUUUCACUUAUUUCUUGAUUGUCCCAACUUGUGUACUCAUAUGUAUCUGAGGAUGAUUCAGAAGAAUUAAUCAGACCUAAUCAUCACUGCUUCUAAUUUUGGGAAGAUGAAGUUGCUCUAAGUAUCAAGUGAAUUACCUGUCCUUUUGAAUUACAUGUCAAGUGCCUUUCCUAUGUGGCGGAAACUAUCUUUGGAGGGUUUAAAUACUUGAUGUUUUGUCACCUGGAUUCUUGUUGAGUUAAAUGAAUAUUGUAUUUUAUAAUACUUUACAGAAAGUUUGAAUGAGCUCCAGGAGAGCUGCUUUUUGUUUUUUAAUUGUAGUUCAGAAAGCUCACUUUAGUUCGAGUGUGCAUUUCUGAAUAGUGUACAUGUACAUUUAGUGAAAAUCCAGUUAGUAUUUAUCAGUAGAAAAGUACUAGAGGUAAUCAUUUGUUUAACUUAAAAUGAAUUAUGUGGAUGUCGUAACUGUGACUUGAUAAAGAAUCAGUGUUAUUGAAAUUCGUAGAAGACAUUUUCGGACCUACAUCUUGGUUUUUGUACCAGUAAUGUAAAGCAAUAAAAAAGCAGUAUCAA
Messenger RNA from Trichosurus vulpecula (common brushtail), 1768 nucleotides. RefSeq names its product impact RWD domain protein (gene IMPACT). Gene Ontology annotation, molecular function: protein binding. Lineage: Eukaryota; Metazoa; Chordata; Mammalia; Diprotodontia; Phalangeridae. Bases 90 to 1052 code for a protein of 320 amino acids. The record is from RefSeq and is a predicted model, not a curated record. The transcript has 11 exons. Gene Ontology annotation, biological process: regulation of translational initiation. Gene Ontology annotation, cellular component: cytoplasm.